AUGUCAAAUCCAAUAUCACUACCGCCUAAUUUGGCACUAGAAGGAAAUCGAACCAAUGACUACAAGCCAGCAGAUAUCCAGGUGACUUCUUCUGAUAUUCUUAAAGAUGCUAAUCACAUCCGACAAUCCACAUUCAAUCGUCCUCAGCAGACAAUCCAAGAUCUCGAUGAGCUCAGAUCUUAUCAACUAACAAAAAGAAAGGAGUUUGAGCAGCAACUAAACAAAAACAGGCUCAAUUUUGGCCAAUGGAUACGAUACGCCAAGUGGGAGAUCGACCAAAACCAUGACUUCAAAAGGGCAAGAUCGAUCAUGGAAAGAGCACUUGAGGUCAAUGUCCAACACAUUCCAUUCUGGGUCCGUUAUAUCGAGAUUGAGUUGCUACACAAGAAUGUCAACCACGCCAGAAAUUUGCUAGAUAGAGCUGUGACUACCUUACCCAGAACAGACAAAUUAUGGUUCAUGUAUGUGCAAACAGAAGAGUCAUUGGCGAAUUACCGAGGAGUCCGUGCUGUUUUCGAGAGAUGGCUUACUUGGAAACCCCCCAAGGAGGUGUGGGAUUCUUACAUUGCAUUUGAGAAAAGAUACGACGAGUACGAUAACUUGCGGAACAUAUACUUACGAUAUCUCGUGGAGUUUGGGGGUGAGGGUGAAAUAUGGUGGAAGUGGGCCAAGUUCGAAGUUUCUGGGCCAGCUCCUGACGAGGUUCAGAUAGCGCGUGUACGAGGAAUAUUCGAGGGAGCCAUAGACAAUCUAGCGCAACAAGGGAAGUUGCAAGACGAAUAUUUGCCAGCAUUAUUAAAACUUUGGGCAGACUGGGAGAUGUCUGUUAAAGAAGCAGAACGUUCACGGGCGGUGUACACUAUAUUACUCGAGCUGGGUUUACUCUCUAAGCAACAGCAAGCUAUAAUUUUUGAGGACUUCAGUGAAUUUGAGAAGAGGUAUGGACUAAUUGGUGGCGAGGAUGCAACUGUUCGCUUAAAAAGAUUGUAUCAGUAUGAAAAAGAUGUUGCACAAGACCCUCGUGACUAUGACUCGUGGUGGGACUACAUCAAGUUGCAAGAGAGUGACAAGCUGGAUUUGGAGAUUGCAGAACUAUUGAAGAAUGCAACUCUGGUGUCACCUAUACAUACUAGCAAACUGACAUCGUGGCGACGCUAUGUAUUUCUUUGGAUCAAGCUCGCAUGGAUCCAAGAAUUGAAUUUGGUAGAUAUCGAUGGUGCAAGGGCUAUAUGGAAACAGGCAUUAGAGGUUGUAGCCAAACGAAAGUUCACUUUUGCAAAAUUGUGGAUUUUGUACUCUGAAUUCGAACUUCGAAACGGUGAUGACGGGCUCACAGCAGCAAGAAAGAUUUUGGGAAGGGCUAUCGGUCAGUCAUCCAACGGCUCACCAAAGAACAAAAUAUUUAAGCAUUACAUUGCGCUAGAGAGGAAAUUAGGUGAAUGGACACGAGUGAGGAAAUUAUACGAGAAGUGGCUUGAGUUAAGUCUCGUGUAUGAUCAAAGUCAAGACGGCGCCACCAAUCUUGGGUUGGUUGUUUUAAAAGAAUUUGUUCAAUUUGAACAGUCGGUUGAUGAAUCAGAUAGAUGUGUUGGUCUUUUCGAGGCCGUGAUUGCUGUUAUCCACAAGACAACUCCGGAGUCUGAUAAUGAUAGCUACUACUUCUCGUUCAUUGAAUUCCUUAAGGAGGAAAUGCUCUAUGAUAAGGCAAGACAAGCUUACCGGGAAAAGCUAACAACCACACCUAGUGCCAAAGUGUGGAUACUGUUUGCACUUUUUGAGUCACAAAUCCUUUCUCCGAGCCAGUUGCAAGAGCUUGAGUCUACUACGGGAGAAGAAGUGCAGUUUUUGGUUGAGGACUACCAUAGAAAACAGACAAGAGCAAUUUUCACGGAGGCCUUCAAUUGGUUCAAAUCCGCUGGUGACAGUGAAAACGCUAUUCGUAUUCUAGAGGCCUGGAAGGACUAUGAAAGUGCACAUGGAACCGAUGAGUCCCUCAACAAAGUAAUCGACAGAAUGCCCACAGCAGUCAAAAAGAGACGUACAGUUGAAGGUGUGGAGGAGGUAUAUGUGGAGUACGUUUUUCCCGAAAUCAAGCCAGAUUUGUCCAAGUUCCUUGCCAAUGCAAGGAAAUGGGCACUUAACAAUUCAUAA
Sungouiella intermedia is the source of this 2151-nucleotide messenger RNA. The record is from the annotation of a GenBank genome assembly. Lineage: Eukaryota; Fungi; Ascomycota; Pichiomycetes; Serinales; Metschnikowiaceae.